AUGUCCAAGCGGCCAUACACCUCAAACUUCACAGGGAGCAGCCAAGGUUCCAAGAAGCCUCGCUUCUCCCCUCCUCCCUUCCUCCCAAACCCCAUCAUCAGGCUGGCCCCACCUCCAAGCCUCACUGUCAAGAACGCAUCAGAGGUCUUGCAGCGCUACUCUGGUUGGCUCCGCAACAGACCACCUGACACCGUUUCCCACUCCAACCAGGAGGUCAACGUCGGCGGGUACACUCACUACAUUGCGACCGUCCACCUUCCCACCAACUGCAAUGUCCGCCAACGCAAUGUGCGAUCAGAUCAGCCCUACCCAGAACCCCUGUUGGCCAAGCGCAACGCCGUUUUCCACGCAGUGUGUGAAUUGUACCAUGUCCACGAGAUCGAUGACGACCUCAUGCCUACGCCCAAGACGCCGUCGAAACCGGGGCCUCCCCCCAGUGUAGUCAAGGAGCUCACCCAGAACCAGCCUGUCGUGAACCUGGAGAUUUCAAAGCACCCACCUCCUACUUCUCGCAAAUCCGAGAAUCGCGUCCCUCCGUCACACAUGCCGGCGGACACGCAUAAUGACCGCCGAGAGUCGCGCUCCGGCACGUCCAGCAACAAUGUGUCUUUGCGCGAGCAGCCGUCCAAGUAUGUCCGACCCCAAGAGGAGUCGAGGAACGUUGCUCGCGAGAUCCUUGGGCCCAAGCAACCGUGGGUGCAGCACGAGAUUCUAACGACGUCGCAGUUGUGGUUCCGCAACCCCCCACUCGGUACCAAGGCAUAUGGCGCUGUCAUCUCGAUCACGUUCUCCAAGCGCCCGGACAUUGACGGACUGUGCCGUCGACUUUGCAUUAUCACCUCGCGUCCUCUACCGUUUUCAAAAGAGAUUGUCCUCGACCUCAUCGAGUACAACAACAGCAACCUGCGUAUUCUCCCGCAUGCCCGCUUGGGCCCUUCGGCGCCCCUGAAUAUGACUGAGCAGCAGCUGGACCAUGCUUUCGAAUGGUCGCGCAAAUUUGUGCGCUCGCUCACCAACCAGAAGAUUGAUGGCCUUCUAGAGAAGGCGCCUUAUCUCUUCGUUCCCCUUCGGAAUGAAUUUGUCAAGCCGACUUGCACCGAGGACGAUGUGGCAUGGCACGAACUCAAUCUUUGGGAUUCGUUUGCACGCGACCUGAACAUGCGCGAUUUCGGCCAACUGGGACGGUCGCUUGAGGACGCGGUGCUGUCUCCUAACCAAGAGUUCGCUCGAAGGCACUAUGCCGUGCGUGUCCGUUCAGACCUGACCCCAAACUCCCCCGCACCCCGGAAGAAGGACCUGUCCAUCCACGAGUUGACUGCUGGCAAGAAUUUGCGUUUUCCAAUGCCACGUCUUCGCUACCCCAACCAGCCCAUCAUUGAGGCCGAACACGUCAACACCGCGGCCAAGGGCGGGUGGGCCUGGACGUUGAAUGACAUCAAACCACUGCACCACGUCAUUCCUGAACUGCUGGCCCUCUACUUCCUACCUGCAUCCAUUGUGCGUACGGGUACUUUCAUCCCAAGCAUAAUGACGGCCCUCGAUGAGCACCUCGUUGCUGCUGAAUGCAACGAGGAGGUGUUCGGGGGCAAGCUUGAUCACCUACACGUCCUGCGCGCUAUCACUGCUCCUGCUGCGCGUCCCGCUCCCCACAAUUACGAGCGACUUGAAAUGCUCGGCGACGCUGUUCUGCACUUUGUUGCCAGUGUGGACGUGGUCCGUCGAGCCGAGCCGGGGGAGGAGGGUGAAGCGGACGCCGGUCACGAGCUCCGCUCCGAGCGCCACCUCAUCGUAUCCAACCGCACUCUUGCAACGGCGUCUGAGAAGGCAGGUGUAGUCAAGUACCUGCGAAACUGCGUGUUCAGGCGGCGCGAUUACUGCCCUCCGGGGUGGAUCCAUGAGGAGCAUGGUUCGCCUCCUGAGGACUGUGCCAUGUUCAAGGAGGUAGGAGGCAAGAUCCCGUCGGACCUCGUCGAGUCGCUCCUUGGGGCAGCUUACCUCUCGACCGGUAAAAGCCUCCAAGGGGCCCUGGAUGCCAUCCAUACACUGCAUAUUCCAGUCCAGCUGCGCUCGACGUGCGAGCUGCAGACUGCAUCGGUGGUGGCGCGCUUGCUUUCUGAGCCGGCUCGUGCCCAGAAUGACUCUUUGACUGUCCUCGGCUACGAGUUCAAGGACCCAACAAAGGGGCGCUUUAUUCUCUGUAUUCCACCGAGGGCCGCCAACUUUGAGCAAUGCUCGUUCCUCGGUAAUGCCCUUUUGGAACUGCUGUUCGUGGAGCAGUUGUGGAAGCAUCUGCACCUGAGUCCUCAUGAGAUGACUCAACUCAAGCAAAAGAGCGUGAACAUGGUGGCGCUGGGCGCACUCGCUGUCUCCACAAACGUCGUUGACCAAAUGAGGGUUGUGGGCGAGUCCAAGAAGCGCCUGGACACGUUCGUUGCUGAGAUGCGCACGGCCGAAGGCCUUGCUAGCCUUCAAGAGCAUCGCGAGUACUGGACGCAGUCGUCCGAAUUCAAGGACCUGGGAUCUGUGUUUCAGGCGGUCAUCGGCGCCAUCGCCGAGGAUUGCAGUUACCAUCUCCCAACGCUGCGCCAAAUGUACACAAAGUUCAUUGGGCCUUGGAUGGAGAGAUUCGGCCCGCCGCUACCCAGCAGCAAUCCCCAGUCGCGGUUUCAGUCAUUCAUGGACUGCAAGGGAUGCCGACAGUGGAACACUGUUGGCGCCCAUCAGGACCUGCCGGGACGAAGCGCCACAGGUGAUUUCGGCCACGCGUUGACAGCAGAUGUCACGUGUCACGGCCAUCUGAUUGCGCAUGCCGAGGCACCUUCGAUGCCCGAAGCCGUUGCGCUGGCGAGUGAGAAGGCGCUGCACGAGCUGCUGCCGCGCAUCGACACGUUGUGCAAUUGUGGCAGCGCUCUUGCGCGUAUUGAUUGA
Cutaneotrichosporon cavernicola is the source of this 2928-nucleotide messenger RNA. RefSeq lists its product as uncharacterized. Bases 1 to 2928 code for a protein of 975 amino acids. Gene Ontology annotation, cellular component: cytoplasm; nucleus; RISC complex. Gene Ontology annotation, biological process: siRNA processing. Gene Ontology annotation, molecular function: ribonuclease III activity; RNA binding. NCBI's taxonomy places the organism in Eukaryota, Fungi, Basidiomycota, Tremellomycetes, Trichosporonales, Trichosporonaceae. The record is from RefSeq and is a predicted model, not a curated record. The transcript has 3 exons.